ACAAAGAAAAAGAAACCCACAGGGAAUCAUUCAUACAACAAUACAUCACAUUUAACGCAGAAAUAACAAGUCUUAAUUUCUCUCUGCAUGAGUAACCAGCACUUUAACCCCCCAACUAUACCACCACCGAAACCACCGGAUCCAACGGACACGAAUACCUUCAUGGACGAAGACAUCUCAACCAGGCCAUCCUUCAAACAAAUACUGAUAGAAAAAAGCCCAGAUCUAAACGUCACAUACCACCAGCGCCCUGGCAAAGGGGUUGAAAGCUGUCAGCCUACCCACGAUGCUAUUCACCUCUCUGAUGAUGACAUCAGACGAAUCCAAGAACCAUGGCAACACUCACUGAUAAUCAAACUCUUUGGGAAGAAACUAGCCCAUCAAUACCUCAAAAAUAAAUUAGCUGUACUGUGAAAACCAACAGAGCCCCUCAUUCUCAUAGAUCUGGGGUGCGACUUCUACACGGUUAAAUUCGCUCAACAAGAGAAUACAAACAAAGUACUACAUCAAGGGCCCUGGUUUGUUGCAAGGAAAUUCCUAACCAUACAACAAUGGGUGCCUAGCUUUGUACCAGAUGAGUUCACGCUCACCCACACGGCAAUUUGGGUUAGAUUACCCCAAUUGCCGACUGAGUACUACGAUAGAUCAAUACUGGAGAAAGUGAGACAGAAAUUGGGCAAACUCCUAAAGAUUGAUGCGUGCACCUCAGGAACCCUUAGACGACGGUAUGCAAGGAUAUGUAUUGAAGUACCUCUGAACACGCCACUCUUAACCACCGUUACCAUUGAAACGCAUAAGCAGAAGGUAAUUUAUGAGGGAGAGGGGAUAAUGUGCAUGCGCUGCGGACACAUUGGUCACGUUAUGGAAAACUUACCCCAUCACCAACAGCCCUUCACCAGCAACCAGCCUCCAUCGGAAAGCAUCGACAGUGAAGAAUGAACAACGGUCUCCUUCUCAACAAGGAAGGCAAACCCCAAAAACACUCACAAAGUUGUGUCCUCACAGGUAAAGGAGUACAAUGCCCAAACAGGUACGUCCUCCACUCUUUUCACUCCUUCAUCUCCAGCAACGAUGCCAGAAUUAGUUCAGGCAUCGAUGCUAAUCCCCAUGGGUUCCAUCUACAAAACAAUGGGCCCAAGAAUGGCAAGAGGAAACAAAAGAAUGGUCUUGGCCCAAAAUGGAUUCCUCAACUCAGCCAAAUCACCCAACCUUCUCCAGGUCUUUUUCACAAUUCCCAGGCCCAACAAAGCAAGGCCCAAAAUCACUUGGGCAACAACAAUAAGGCCCAGGAACAAAACAAUAUUAACCUCACCCUUGUUGAGAAUCUAACACCAAAUCCUAAGCCAAAUCACCAAUUAAAUGCUGAUAUGACCCCAAGAGUUAAUGAGACCGGACAAUUAGAUAGUAAGGUCAUUCCAACUACAGGAAGUGGACCCGCCUCAAAGCCAAUCAUCUCUCACUCCCUCCCCUUAAACCACCCUGUAGCUCCUCUUAACCUUCAACUUCUGGUACAGAGCAAUCAUCACACUCCCAGUGGUGACUUGACGCUCCCCAUCGUGUCAGCUAACUUUUCUCAGCCAAAUACCCUAUCUAAGGAUACCUCCAUGGAAGUGGAUCCAUCCACCCCCAUCUUUACCACCACCCAACCUCCUCAACAUGGAAAAUCCAUAGAACUCUCCCCAACAUCUAAGCCCCGAACCCUCAAUCUUUGUAUCAACACCACCACCACAGAACCAUACACCAGCUUUAUGGUUGGAGCUCCUCCUGCAGGACAAGUCAAUCAUCCUGAACACGAUGCUUGGCAACCAACCUCUAGUGGUGGUUCUCCAGGACCCAGCUUUCCUGACACAAGUCCUCAAAGAUACCCUCAACUGCUCUUUGGAAAGACUAGGGACCCAAGUAUGGCUGCAAACACUUUUACAGCCAGACAUGAUAUCAACCAGCCAUCAAAUACCAUCCCAGGAGCUCAACUCAAUCUUCAACAAGGUGCUCCAAAACCUACCUUUCUUCUCAGUGAAUGCACCAAACACACAGAUUCCACAACCAACCUUUAUUCCUUGGCCAUUCUAGGGGAAUCAGGCACAACCACUAUCUCAGGUAGGGGAAGAAAACCCAGGAGAACCAGCAAACUCAAUUCUAGAACUGAUAGAGAAGCUAAAGAAAUCUAAUGCAGAACUGGAAACUAUAUUAACUACCUUUGGAGAACAAAAAAUAGAGACCUUCUAUUUGGACAAAAUGAUAAUGCUAGAAUUCAAAGAGCCUACCAACGAAGCUAUUAUAGUUUAUUGUCCAACCAUGAUGAGGAUGUGCACUCUGAAUUUAAGGAACCAGAUGGACCAUAUCCCAUCUGAAGUAGCCCUAAACCCACUGGGCUUGACCAUGGAUUUUUCCCAAAGGGCACUAGCCCUAACUCAGACUCCCCCAAAUAACCGCCUCCAUUCCCUUAUGAAUUUCAUUAUUUGGAAUGUAAAAGAAGCAAAUAGUGCAACUUUUAGGAGACAAUGUGAUACCAUGGUUAAGAUGCAUAAACCUGCAAUGCUUGUUCUACUGGAAACCAGUAUGGCUGAACACCUCAGCCUCACCAAAGCUUUUAACUUUGACGCUCAUAUCCAAUCCUCUGCUAUUGGUCAGUCCAGGGGGAUUGUCAUUAUGUGGAAAGAAAAUUUGUUGAAGCUUGACAACAUUUCCAUCACCCCCCAGGCCAUCCAUGUCAUGGUUAAGGAGAAGUGAUUCUGCCAUUGCUUAAAAUGGGAGGAAUUUUUCACUGGAUGAAUUGUCACGAGAAAAGAUCAACAGUUAAAAUCAAGAAAACUUUAGCAGAGGAAAAUCCGCAGCCGCUACACCCUCUGCCAUAGCCUCUGCCCUUCGGGUGAGCACUCUGUGGUGAGCACUGUGUGCGCACUGGGUAAACCCCCGAUG
Capsicum annuum is the source of this 2919-nucleotide messenger RNA. RefSeq lists its product as uncharacterized. Lineage: Eukaryota; Viridiplantae; Streptophyta; Magnoliopsida; Solanales; Solanaceae. The transcript is spliced from 3 exons. The record is from RefSeq and is a predicted model, not a curated record. Bases 936 to 2168 code for a protein of 410 amino acids.